GCAGGGUCGCUCCGGCCGGGACAGGGUCGCCCCUGCCGGGAUAGUGUCUGCCCCGCGCCUCCCCUCAGGGAGCCGAGGGGGAAAGCUGCUUCUACUCUCCAUCCUGGAGAAGGCUCCGGGGAGACCUUGUAGCGCCUACUGGUGUCUAGAACCUAGAAGAACAUUUUAUAGCACAGGAAAAAAAAUCAAACCAACCCCCAAGAAAUGUGAGAUACGAUUUCCAGAGAAAUUUCACAAUUUCAGGUCUGGUGAAGUGGGCAAGCGCGCAGGUGGAAGUGGAGCAGGCCACACACUGAGCUCAUGGAAUCAUGGAAUGGAGUGGUUUGGAAGGAACCUGAAAUUCCAUCCCUUUCCACCCCCCACCAUAGGCAGGGAUACCUCCUAUGAGAGCAGGUUGCUCAGAGCCCCAUCCGACCUGGUUUUGAACACUUCCAGGUAUGGGACAGCCACAGCUUCUCUGGGCAACCUCUGCCAGUGCCUCACCACCCUCAGGGUGAAAAGUUUUUUCCUAUUAUCGAAUUUAAACCUACCCUCUUUCAGUUUAAAUCCAUUCACUUUUGUCCUAUCACUAUAUGCCCUUGUAAAAGUCCCUCUCCAGCUCUCCUGUAGCCCCCUUCAGGUACUGGAAGGUGCUCUAAGGUCUCUAUGGAGCCUUCUCUGGGUUGAAUAAUCCCAGCCCUCUCAGCCUGCCUUUGUAGGAGGUGCUCCUGUCCUUUAAGCAUCUUCAUGGUCUCCUCUGGACUCACUCCAACAGCUCCACGUCUUUCUUGUUCUGGGGGCCCCGGACUCCACACUCUGAGUGGGGUCUCAAGAGGGCAGAGUAGAGGGGGAGAAUCACCUUCAUUGCCCUGCUGGCCAAACCUCUUUUGACAGGUAGCUCUGAAAUAAAUUAAUAAAUUAAUGGUAGUAAUAUGAAUGUUUCAUAGCCCCUUGUCUCCACAUGCUCCACACACUCAUAUGUUGUGAAUUGGAAAAAACCCAACCCCAAGACCUAGGAAGUUUAAGUUAAUGAGUCUAUGACAGAGCUGGGAUGAGACCAAUUCCCAGAUACCCAUAAAGACAUCCUAUCUUUUAAGGGGUUCAUUGCUUCUAGACUACAGGCCAGGAGCACUGUACACAGGUCCCUGCUCUCCACCUCUUCUCUACCCUUUAUGUUAGUGUUCCCUCCACAGCCAUUUGAUACCCAGAAUUGCCAACCAUCCUCAUCCUUCUGUGCCUUCAUCCUUUGCCCCUGACUGGCAGGACAGACCUCAAUGAGCAGCAGGCAUAUGAGGAAGUAGAUGAUUAUGGUAAUGAUGAAAACUUAACUGUUCAAAGGGAGUCAGGGACCACUUGCCUUCAAUGGUUUGCACCCCUACCAGCAAUCUCAUGGAUGAAGCAGCAGUGAUGUCUUAGAACAGCAACCCACUGUAAAACCAACUAAAAAUAAUUAGGACAUUGCAAGGUUCACUCUGGUGUUACAUUGAUCAAAACCUUGGUUAUCUGGUGACUUUUAUGUUUAAAAGGAAUUAAUGUCCCAGCUGCCAAGAAGCCACUAUCUGCUCCAUUUGCCAGUCCUGAUCCUGCCUCUCCACCUUUAACUCCUUGUAUUCCUGGGUAUUCAGACUCUGUGGAUUACUUAUGGCCCUGCAUGCAUAGCUGCUGUCCUGCUCCCUGCCAUUUUAUUCACCCACAAUUGUUUUGCUCUGCCAAAUCCUUGAUUCACUUUUCAGAAGUGCCUGUUCAGCAGAGAGCAGCAUCUGGUUGUACAUGUGCUAUCUGCCUUCUCCCAGCUCAUCCCACAAAAAGAGAAAAGUCCUGGUCAUCUGCAGUCACUGAGACAUUUCAAGACAGAAUGUCAUCAUUUACCUAGAAGAUGCAUUGUAGAUAAUCUGUGAUUUUAAAUUUGCUGUAACAAUUAUGCUAGUUAGAAAAUGACAUAAAAAUUCUCAGUUCAGAGCGGUUCAGAUUCACUGCUGGAAUAAAGAAAUCCUACUGUUGUUGAAGGAAGUUACUUGUUUUACCUUUAAACACACUCUCCUCUCUAGGGCUGUGUUGGUGGGAAAGUUGUUUGGCAUGAGUGUCUCAGAGUUUUUGUUCCAUCCUGCCUUUUCUGGAACAACUCUCCCUGUGGACAACUUACUUCAGAACAGGAUUUCACAGUGGAAUAAUUAUAAUCACUUUCUUUUAAAUUAAGUUUUACUGAUGUAGGUGCAGCAGAGUAGAUCUACCAUGUAGGUGAAGCCUCAGUGUAUGCUUGCAGCUCUUGCACUUCUAGGAUAAAAAUUUGUUUGGUUGGUUUUCUCACUGAUUUCCUAAGAUGUUUGUACUCUUGAUUCUUGCCAGGUUUUUCAAAAUUAAGACGGCCUUGCUCUGGUUUGAUUAUCUUAUUCUGUAGUGUAAAAUAGGUAAUAUUUAGUGAUCUCAGCAUUGUAGUCUUGACAUUCUUCAGUGUGAUGACUUUUGCCUAGCUACAAAAUAAUUUUCCCUCUCUCGCAAGAAUAACAUCGAGCUUUUGUCAUUUGUUUUUGUUCUUCCUCUGUCUAGACAGGCUCUUUAGCUAAGUGGUGUGAUUUUGUUUAUCUCUAAUUUCAACAUCAGAGUCACAUUUCCCUCCUCCCUACUUCUUGUAAAUAGGGUUUUGUUUACCACUGUCUGUUCUUUUGGUGACAAAAGCCACAUACUGUCAUUAGUUCACAAACGUUUAAUUAUGUUGCUAGAGCAGAUGGGAAACCACCCUCAGGACCUAGGGAGCAGGUCAAUAGACUCUGAAAUCCUUCCGUCUUUCUUUCAUUUUGCUUUCUCCAUAUCUACUUCAACAGCUCUUUAGCACCAGGUUGAACAAGUGUGCAAGGUAUUUACACUUCCACGUGUGACUCUUCCCUUACUUUAUUAAAUGAUUAUUCUUAAGCCAUUAUUAUGGCUGAAGAACUCCCUAGUCACUUUAGUUUGAUUUAUCACAGCAGGACAUCCCUUGAUGGGUGAACUCCCAACAGGACUUCAAUAGUCUCUGGAGGUGAGUAGCAGGUGGCCUGAGCUUUGCCAUGCGUGGCAACUCCCGCCGUGGUUUCUUCUCUCUGAAGAAACUCAUCAGCCCAGCUUGCUGUUCCUUACUUAUCUGCCUAUUCAAAUACACCUUAAUGGAUUUAAUUCAGGCUUCCAGCCUGGCAGCCCUUUGCUAUCUUUUAAUCUUCACCUUCAUUUGGCAAUCUGUUUACGAGCCUCAAUACUCCACAGGACGCAGUGUGGGCAUUAUGGGAUUUUCCUUUGUAAGGUCUGAGCAUUAAAAUGUUUAUAAUAAAAACAAACAGAAAAAUCUAGACAGAUACACAGAUUUAAAUAUCAUAGUACAAAUCAGCAAGCAGCAAGCCUUGAUUUAAAUUCACAAUUUAUCCUUCUUUUCUCUCUAUUCUUUUAAUUGUUUUUGUCAUGCUGCUUCUCAUUCAUAGGUAAUAUGUUGACUUUCAAGGUAGAAAUAUCCUUGCAUUAAAGUUGGAAUGUAUUUUCAUUAAUCAAUACAGCAGAUUAUUAUACAAUGUAUUUAACCAAAUACAUCUAAUGGUAUUUGAUAGAAAUUUUCUUUUCUUUUCCUUUCCUUUUUAUGUCAGAUAGGAAAUGGUGAAUGUAGCAUUGGUAUUGAUGCUUGAGCAUGAUUCAUUUUUCUUGUCAUCUUCAUCAAGUUAUACUUGGAUGAAAACUGGAUUUUAUUAAAACACACAGGAAACUGCAGUCUAAAAUAGCAAUGCUGAAAAGUAUGGGAGGAAAAAGUAGGCUUAUUGCAACAUACUUUGCAUAACUUGAUUUAUGAAGUGGUGAACCCAUGAGCUUCCUCAUCACUCGCCUCUGGGCAAGGUGAGGUUUUAAACCUUGGGUUUUUUUGGAGUAGUCGCAGGUGUGGAGAAUCCCUUGCUGAUGUAUAGGAUUGUUAGGUUAUUGUUAGCUUGUCGCAAUGCAACCGCUGUUAGUGUGACACAGUUUGCUACAAAAGCAGGGCAAGGUGGCCUGCAACAUGAGUGACUUCAUUGUUACCUGAAUGUACACAUUAUCUUAAUGCUUAUCCGUGCAUUAACCCCCUGUGUAUAGAAGCUGAAGGGACUUAAUGCAUAGGUGGCACAGCACUAACCAUAAUUAAGUCAGCUUGCUGAGAGAAAGAGGGAGAUGGAGAAACCAUCUGGCACAAUCUGGUUUGUCCCACUGAAGAGGAGGGCACCUGGCCACAUGAGCUAUUGGAUUUAUCAGGCACCAGGUGUGCUUGUUACCAGUAUGAAAUAUCAAACCAUUCAGAGCUUGUAAAGUUUUCCCAUUUCCAGGUACAACACACAUUGGUUUUACUGAACAACUCCAGUGUCCUCGAGAGCCUCUCUGCUCCACAGGUGUCCUCAUUGUACACAGUGACUCCUUUUGCAACAGUACUAAGGUGAGCCCUGGACAAAAUUUAGUAUCCUUGCCUCAGGUUCUGCUUUCCCUGGAACACAAAGGUGAGUAGUUGUUUGUGCAGGAGCCACAAAAUGCUCCAGGAGAUCUUGCAGUCUAAACCAUUGGUGGGUCAAUUAACUGGGUUUGCUGCAGCCUUUGAUUGAGACUAAAUAUUUGUGAAGCAAGAUCUGAAAUCCUGGUUUUAAUCCAAAUGGGUCAGAAGAAGAACACUAGUUUUUCCCUUUUUUAUUUUUGUGUUCCAAACACCACUCAGUUUGACAGCUUUGAAGAAACUACUCAUGGUUGAUCUGCUGUGUCCACACUCUUUGCAAAGAGUCCAGGGAGAUUCCCAGCUUUUAGACAUAAAAACCCUGUUCCAAGGCCUUGGUGACAACACUUCCUGGUUUACUGGCUUGAUUUCCCUUAAAAUGUCAGCAUCAAACACACUGCUUGAUAAUUUAUAAAUUUAUAGAUUAAAUAGUUUUUUCAAGGACUUUCAUAAUGAACAGUCAUUUUUUUUCUUCUGUUGGGCAGGAAUUCCCCCUUUCCACUUCUGGAUUUACAGAUGAAAAGAAUUCAGUGUUCAAACUGUGGGGUUUUCAAAGAGCUGACAAGGUCUGAGUUACAAUUCCCACAGCAGCAGUGACUUGACUCCUUUGCAGACAGAGCAGGAGAGCACGGGGGGCCACUAAUGACAGCAGGAUGAUCCUGGUGAGCCCAAGCAGGGGGUCAGGUGCCAGGGAUGCAGGGCAAGUGGCUGGGGUGACUUGGUGUCAGGAUGCAAAGUGACUUACACAGGAAGAUGUGAAGAGCUGUGGCCAUAGCAAACAGCCACGACCAAGGGCAGUGAGGCCUUUUCCAGCAAGGAAGCUCCUGAACCUGAUGGAGCAUGACUUUAGUAAAACACAACUGGAAAUUGUGGGGACCAGCAGCAUCCAACCAGUUCCAAGUGCAUGACUGCUGCUUGAGGCACACCACAGACAUGUGGAUCCUUGCUUUCUGGCACCUCCACUUUGGGGAAGCAGAGUUGCUUCUGUUCAUUCCUUAGUGUGUGAUUACCCAUUGGACAUAUUAUCACCAUACAUUCUGAUAUUCCCAUUCCUGUCCCUCCCUGUCCACUCUUUCCUCCCUCUAUCUGUAGUAUUUUAUUUCCUCCCCCCAUUCAUCCUUUUGCAUACUUCCUUUCCUGUGGUUUUGUUUUUUUUUUUUUUACUCUCUCUAAAUCACUUUUGUUUCUGUUUCAUCUUUCUCCUUUCAAAGGUAUGCAAAGGAUAUAAAGGUAUUUCCUCACAUCUCUUCUAGUUGGACUUGGCAUGUUUGACAUGGCCUGAUGACUGUGGCCUAAUCUGUGUAAAAAGGGAAAGUAAUGUAGUCACUGCAAACUGAGCGGCUUAGACACAGGUGAUCUAUGGAUCAAUGGAGAACUUUCUUCCUUGUAACAGAUGGCAAGAGGGACAUGCCUUGUUUUACUAAGAUACUUUAAGUACAGUAAUCAUUAGAGUUAGUAGAGGUGAUUAGAGUUUUGUUGAUAGAAGCUGUGCUUGGCUGGUGCCUUUGAAAAUCAGCUUAUUUAUUUUCAUGUCUAAAUACAGACUUGAAAAUUUUGGCCAAGGCAGUUUGCUCAAGGUCAUAGUCCUGACUCAGGGACAGAACUGGGAAGAGAGCCCAGAUGUUUUCAGCUCUCCUUUCCUACUGAUAUUAUGUACAGUUUCAGUAAAGCAGAUGUUUAUAUUUAGAUUCACUGAAUUAGUUGUUUAUAUAUUCAGUUAUAUAUUAGAUAGUGAUAGAGUGAGUGGUCAGAAUUAAUCAGGGAGAAGAGCAGGUCCUGUAAAGUGGUAUGGUUUUUGGAAUGAGAUAAAGUCAAGGACAGAAGAAAGGAUCAGUGUUACAUGGGAGCACCUAGGCAAACUUUUCCUGCCUUCACAACAUGGUGCACCUUUUCUUUUACACCCUGUCUGGGUCAGCUCCUGGGGCUGUACAGGCACAGCUAAGAGAGUAGAUGCUGUAUGCAGAGCCCUGGUGUGAGCAGAACUGAGGUUUAAGGCCCCAAAUUGCCAACUGGUCAGGGCGACAGUGAGCCAGGGUUAUUGUAAAUUCUUUGCACCAUAGUUCCUGCGAAGAUUACAAGAGUUUCAUACAUCAGUGUAAGAACUUGAACUUAUUAUUCAAAUUAUCAUAGUGAGAAUAUUUCUCAAUGGACAUGGAAUUGUGUUAAGGAACCACUUCCACUUAGGAAACAAGACCACUGUGUUCUGUCAUUGCUGUGGUUUCUAGCUCAGUUUCAAGGCAACCCAAGCAACAGUAUAUUUUCAUGUUCUGUUAUGAAUCACAGGAUUUUCUCAUUCACAGCAAAUGUUCAACAGUUUACCAGCCUGGAAACACGGUGAAGACCAGAGUUAAGCUUUCCUACCAUAAGGAACUGAAAACAAAUCAAACAGUGAAGCCUCCAAAGAGUUUUACGAGACAGUUUUCCAAAACUGCUUCAUGUAAUGAUUUUCAGAUUCCUCCCAUUGGAUUUGCAGAAACUGAACUUCCUUGAAAACAUUGUUUUCCUGUACUCUGCUUCCUAGGUUUUCCAAUAGAGCUGGUCAAAAUGAUCAAGCACUUCAAAUUUAUUCUCAGCUUAUCUAUGCCUCUGCUCAAAUUGUAGUAAUUAUUUCUAGCUUUGCUGUUACAAGUCAAAAUAUUCCUUGCUCUAUUUUAAAAUCAGAGCACCCAAGUUUUGCUCAGUGAGAAAUGGACUCUAAAUUCCUUCUCAUACCUUUGAAAAAUCUUCUCCAUGUGUAUGAUUUUUUCAAAAGACCCUGGAUUCUGCACUGGCAACUGCUGAAGCUAAGAGCCAUGCUGCAUAGAUAAAAUAAAUUUUAGUACACAUGUCUUUAGUUAUUCAGCCUGGAAAGCUGACAGAUGCCAGCUUCAAAUUCAUGGCAUUUCCUGCAGAAUCACAUGUCAAAGCCAAAAUCAAGGUUCAGAAAUGCGUUUGGUUGCUAUGUGGAAAUGUUUGCCAUUCCUGGAUUAAUGGUUUUGAAUAAGCAAAUGGUAAGGCCUUUAAGACCAUCCUCAGAAGAGACAUCAGCAUUCUGAAGACAAAGAAAAUCUUCCUGCAAAAGUUCAGUGAAAUGCUUAUAGCCUCUUUCUGUUUAAAACUAAUGAGCAUCAAACACCAGGAUGAGGGAGUUUAGUCUGAUCCAGAUCAUGAUUUCCAAGAUGGUUUUGUAACUCUUGAAACUCCCAGCUUCCUGGAAGCCUCUCAGACAUGUUCUCCCUGUAUGAGCCCAGCUUGCCCAGAGCUCAGACAGCCAGGCCUGGUGUUGUUGCUGGACCCAUUCCGAGCUCUACCUCACCAUUCUUUUGAUCACAGCACUAAUGUGCUGUUAACAUCAAGGACAAAUGCCAUGUACAAAUAAUUAUUUUUGAAACUGAAUACAUCUAAGUUCCAUGGUGUAAAGCCCACAGACAUGCAAUACACCCAGAGUCACUUCAACAGCAGAGUUGACAGAUGGAAAACAACCACACCUGUUUGGUUCAGGGCCAGUCCCUGCAGAGGAAUAGAGGCCCCACCACCAGCACAGGCCAUGACAACCGGGAAAGAAGCUAAAGAUUCCUGUGAAAUCACACUUUAAGAUUCAGAAGGCUCUGACUUUAUGGAAAAACAGAGCAAAAAUCUACCCAGAGCUGUAUUCCCAUCUCGUGGAUGAAGGUGUUAAACCGGCAUGUGUCUACCAAGAGGGGAGUGAUCCUUUUAAGUCCUUUGCUUCAUCCCCACUUGUGAAAUUUGUUGUGCCAGUGGGACGAGGCUGGCUAUAAAACCCCAGCACUGCGGACAUCCCUCCAGCUCGGGCAGCCUGCCAGCACAUCUCUGCCGAGAGCAGCCCCAGGGAGAUCCCCCCUUCAUCUCUGCCCGGCAGGGAACUGCUUCGCUGACGGGGGAGGAUGGACCUGAGGUGUGCCUGGAUGCUCUGCGUGCUCUGCCUCGUCCUCACGGUGCAAGCGUUUACCCAGGAAGGGUUCAAGGAGGUGGUGCUGAAGCAGCUGGGGCUGUCCGAGGUCCCUAAACUUCAUAAGAGAGACUUGGUGGAUGUGGUUAUCCCAGACCACGUGAAGAACAAGUACAUGUCCAUGCUGAAGCGGCAGAGGGUGAAGCGCCGAGCUUUGCCGAGCCUGGCUGGCAUCCUCAGAGGGAUCCCGGGACACACAGGUAUGACAGGAGAAGUCCUCUACUCUGACACAACCUCACGCCAGAAGCUGAUGUUUGACAUGGAGGGCAGAAUACCUAAAAACAGUGAAGUCACAAUGGCUGAACUGAAACUCUUCAAAAAGCCUCUGGACAGAGCAAACCUUCCUGCCAAGCAGUCUCACAGGCCUGUCUCCAACGCCAGAGUCAGUGUAUACUGGGUGCAGCAGCAUCAUGAUGGUACCAACAGGACCUCCCUGAUAGAUUCCAGGCUGGUUGCUAUUCAUGAUUCGGGCUGGAAGAGCUUUGAUGUGACCCAGGCCGUGCAUUACUGGCUGCGAAACAAGAGGCGGGAGCCGAUGUUCCUGGAGGUGUGGAUCGAAGGGGAAAGGAUGGGCAGCUAUGCCUCGGAAAUGGCCAAAGCCGUGCGCUUCACCUCGCAGGACCCCAAGGAUAAAGCCCUAGGCAAGCCUGAGCUGGUGCUUUACACUCUCAACUUGGAUGACUAUGGGAGCCCUGGGGACUGCAGGGAGGAGUCGGCGAUGGGGAAAUCCACCUGCUGCCGGCAGAAACACUACAUCAGCUUCCGCGAGCUGCCGUGGGCUCAGCACUGGAUCCUGGAGCCGGCGGGGUUCCAGGCGUUCCGCUGCUCCGGGAGCUGCCUGCAGCCGCCCCGCGCCCUGCGCCGCCUCGGCUCCGGGCAGCGCUCCUGCGCCGUGGCCGGCAGCUCCGCGCUGCCCAUCAUCUACCUCGUCAAGAGGGGUAACCGCACCGAGAUUGAGGCGGCCGAGUUCCCCAACAUGAUCGUGGAGCGGUGCAGCUGCGUGACGGACGGCGUGGCGCUGGUGUGACGAGUGGGUGGCCUGGGGUGUCAUCCAUUCCCACCGGCCCUGCCAAGAGCCACCCCGGCCCCCGGCCCCGGGGCCAGUGAUGAAGGUCCCUGCAAGGGAGUUCCUGCCUGCAAGGGUCAGCAGCACUGGGGCCCUGCUGGCCUGCAGAGAGAGUGCACUUAGAGGCACUGUCCGUCUAGAUGGGCUCAGAGGAACAUGCAUGUCACAUAUGGGAGGAGUGCCUAAGGAGCCUAGUGCUUCUUGAGGUCCCCUUGGUGCCAGCUAAAUUUCACUGAAUUUAUUUCAGCCCCCACCCUGGAGUAUUGCAAACAGCUCCAGGCAAAAGAAGAGUGCCCAUCACCAGGUGAAGAAGAAAUGUGUGGGCUCGGCUUUUCAUUCUUAGGCUGCUGGGUCUGGUCCUUGUCUGUGCAAGCUGUGUUUUUAGUGAGCUGCAGAGCGGAAGCACUUACAUGUAUAUAAUCUGUACAUGCACACAAGUACAGAGAGUAUGAAUAAAUGUGUUAUUGUCUACAUGCUGAGUAUCUACAUAUUGAUUACAGACAUAUAUAUAGGUACAUCAAAUAUUGCCUAGAAUUUAUGUGCAUAUGUAUUGCAAGUACAUAUACAUAUCUACAUGUACAUAAAAUAUUAUCUGAAACUCAAAGAUUUAUAUUUUUUGCCUCUGCACCACGGGAUUAACAGUUUUAAGCAGAAUUUAGAAUCCUGGAAUCAACUGGAAUAUUAGGACUUAGGUUUGCUUCCAUGAGUAACAGUUUGUUUUUCUGAUUCUGUAUUACAGUUAUUUCAAUUUAGGGAUAUUUUUCAAGAUGUGUGUGCUUUCAAAAUCAAGGAAACAAUAAAACACAAGUAUUAAAGUU
This is a messenger RNA of Cyanistes caeruleus (blue tit), 10277 nucleotides long. Its product is annotated as left-right determination factor 2-like. Lineage: Eukaryota; Metazoa; Chordata; Aves; Passeriformes; Paridae. The record is from RefSeq and is a predicted model, not a curated record. Gene Ontology annotation, biological process: anterior/posterior axis specification. Gene Ontology annotation, cellular component: extracellular region. Gene Ontology annotation, molecular function: cytokine activity; growth factor activity; transforming growth factor beta receptor binding.